CUGUGAGUAAUGUUUAUAUACUCAUGCAUAUACAUACAUAUGUACAUACAUACAUACAUACAGUGUCCAGUCUGUUUAGUUACCAUACGGAGUUGGUCAGAGUAUUGAGCAACACGUGCGUUAAUAACGUUUUGUUGUCAUCCAGCUCAUAUUUGUGCACGAACCAGCGAUCAUUAUUUAAUACAAUGAUUAUCUUUUUCAUUUGGUUGGUGGUGCUAAUUGCGGCCCUUGCGUUGCAUCUUCGGCAGAUGCACUCUGCAUUCAGUAAACAUGGCAUCAAGUACUUGAACCCCGCGCCACUGUUGGGGAACAUGAUAAACACCAUAUUUCUACGAGAGCACUUCGCCUAUGAUGUUCUUCGUUUGUACGGGAGCUUUCCAAAAGACAGGUUUGUUGGAAGAUAUGAAUUUACGAAUAAGGCAAUAAUGCUUCGUGACCUCGACCUAGUAAAGAAAAUUACUGUAAAAGACUUUGAGGUGUUCCUCGAUCAUCGAGAUUUCGGCGGAGACACGUUUUUUGGCAGAACCUUAAUUUUGAUGAGAGGUCAAGAAUGGAAGGACAUGCGCUCCACGUUAAGUCCAGCGUUCACGAGCUCCAAAAUACGUCUGAUGGUGCCUUUCAUGGUGGAGGUCGGAGAUCAGAUGAUACAGUCACUUAACAAGGAAAUUGAAAAAUCUUCUGAUGGGUACAUAGAUGUCGAUUGCAAGGAUCUUACAACUCGCUACGCGAAUGAUGUGAUAGCUUCUUGCGCUUUUGGUCUGAAAGUUAAUUCUCAUGCUGAGAAAAAUAACGAAUUCUACAUAAUGGGUAGGACAGCAGCAAACUUUGGAUUGCGUGAAAUGUUUAUGUUUAUUUUCAUGGUCAUUGCUCCAAAAAUUGUAGCGUUGCUUAAAUGGAAUUUGGUACCAGAUAAAAUGAAGAACUAUUUCACUAACUUGGUCUUAGACACAAUGAAGGACCGGGAAUUGCGUCACAUUUUUAGACCAGACAUGAUUCAUCUGCUUAUGGAAGCUAAAAAAGGUCAAUUGACUCAUGAAGAUGCUAAAUCAAAUAAUGAUACUACUGGAUUUGCGACUGUCGAGGAGUCAACGGUAGGAUUAAAAAAGACUACAAAUCGAGUUUGGAAUGACAAUGAUCUGAGUGCUCAAGCAUUCUUGUUCUUCAUUGCUGGUUUUGAAACUGUAUCGACCAGUAUGUCUUUCUUAUUGUACGAGUUGGCAGUAAAUCCUGAUGUGCAAGAGCGCUUAGCACAGGAGAUAAAAGAACAUGACGUGAAGCACGGUGGCAAAUUUGACUUCAAUUCUAUUCAGAACAUGAAGUAUAUGGACAUGGUUGUCUCAGAGCUUCUCCGAUUAUGGCCACCACUCACAGUUAUGGAUAGAGAGUGCAACAGAGAUUACAAUAUGGGCAAACCAAAUGAAGAUUUUGAUAAAGAUUACAUUUUACCCAAAGGAACUACAGUAUUUAUACCAACCUUCGCCUUCCACCGCGACCCUCAGUACUUCCCAGAUCCUGAAAAGUUUGACCCAGAGCGUUUCUCUGAAGAAAAUCGUCACAAGCUUAAUCUUAACGCAUACAUGCCAUUUGGUGUCGGGCCAAGAAACUGCAUAGGUUCACGGUUUGCUCUCUGUGAAUUGAAGGUGCUAACCUACCAGAUAUUGCUACAUAUGGAGCUGUCUCCUAGUGAAAAAACUCAAAUUCCUGCCAGGUUGGCUCCAGAUAAUAUAAACGUCAGGUUGCAAGGAGGACACUGGCUUAGAUUUAGACAAAGAAAAUAAAGCCUUUGCUUUGGCGAAGAAGAAAGUAAUAAGUAUCUUAUGGAGAGU
Molecule: messenger RNA, 1826 nt
Organism: Spodoptera exigua (beet armyworm)
Lineage: Eukaryota; Metazoa; Arthropoda; Insecta; Lepidoptera; Noctuidae
Source: the annotation of a GenBank genome assembly